UGUAAAGGAGUACUCCAUUGUUCCGUGUAACCAUCUGUUGGGUCUGUGGCAUACAGUCAGUUGCCAUGGCCAAUAAUUUUGACGUAAUUUCCUAUAUUUGGUCAAAAGGACAAAAGCCCUUGAAAAGAGUUUAAUUGGAAGGCACUAGGCAGGUGCAUCGACAUCUAUUCUAAAUGUGUUUUGAGGAUGUUUUUUGUUCUUUUUUAAGAGCCGAAAAACCAUCUGAAUUAUUGUUCUUUGUAAUUAUGAUGGUUGUGGCAGACAAGGAUUCCUUUUAAGGAAAAGGUUUUAUUAUUUUUUUUCAAGGCAAUAGAUGACAUUCUAAUUAGAAUAUUUAAUCCAUUUUCUUGAAAAUGUGUGGCCAGCAUGCCCAACAUGUGUAAAGCUUAAAAUAGUGAAACAAUCUGUAAGACUCAUUUUCAUACAUCCUGUGUUUCAGUUCCUCCUGUAUCUAGUUUACAUACAAGGUGCUGUCUUCUCUCUUGCACUGUCCGUCAUGAUCCCGCAGAUGUGCCCAUGUGUAUUAUUGGGAGUUGCAGUCAUGCUGCUAAAUGCAGGUGGCAAUGAUGCAGCUCACCAGGACCCCAGUAUCUUCGUCAGUCUGAAGGAGAUGACUCUUGUUGACCAGAUCACGCUCAAUUGUGUAACUUCACCACAUCAUAAUCUGCCGUGUUCUUUCUACAGCCAUCUUACCGAACCAACACAUACAAUUAACAUCUCUCAAAGCCACCAGUGCGUGCUCAACGUGAGUGGACAGAAACUGUUCGGAACUCUACAGGUGGAUAGAAUCAGGACAAAUAUACACGUGUACUGUAUUGUGACAAAUGGAACUAAAGACAGUGACAGCAAGAAAGAAAUUAUAACGGUGUGGAGAAUAGGUCUACCAAUGUCAUACGUUGUCUUUGGAUUAGGUGUGUUUGGCUCUCUUAUCAUCGUCUCCUUGGCCUUUCUCUGCGUAACAUGCGUCAUCAGUAUAUCCACAAAAGGACGCAGAAAGGCCUAUCGUAUCAGAAGAGGUGAAGUUCUGGAAGGCAACAGAGAUACUCAUAAGCUAAAUGGUUAUGAUGCAGAUUCUGCACCUCAAGAAGAUGAGGAUGAAAAAGAGGCAAAGGUAGCUGAAGACGAGCUGUGCUAUGCCACAGUGAUCCACCCUGAAAACUGUGCUCGUUCCAUCACAUUCGAGCAAAGGACGGAAUACGCCACAGUGGUCAUAUAUACACCGGAUCCUAACAAACAGCAGUCAAGGGAAAAUUUAGAUACUGUUGAUGACACUGACGAUGCUGGUAGAGAUGAGGGCUUUAUGUAA
Molecule: messenger RNA, 1306 nt
Organism: Pygocentrus nattereri (red-bellied piranha)
Lineage: Eukaryota; Metazoa; Chordata; Actinopteri; Characiformes; Serrasalmidae
Exons: 8
Coding region: 497-1306 (269 amino acids)
Source: RefSeq, a predicted model, not a curated record